GUGUGAGCGGCGGCGGGAGCGGCCGGAGCGGGGACAGCGGGGACAGCGGGGACAGCGGGGACACCGCGGCCGCCAUAGGGCCCGCUGGGGCCGGCAGGGGCCUGGGGACGGGUAACGGCGCGGGCAGGGAGCUGGGGCCUGGAGCGAGGAAUGCCACCAGGAAAAGGACAGAUGACCCCGCUGCUGCCCGCCCCGAAGGUCUCCACGCCCACCCUGCAAGGCACCCAUGUCCCCACCGCGGGGGGCUGCGCUCAGGCCCCGAAGGGCCCCAGCUCGCCACAGGGUCGCAGCAAGAAGAGGAGCCGAAAGCACCAGCGGUUCAUGAAGCGCCGGGCGCUGCUGGAGCAAAAGGGGCUGCUGAGCCCCCAUGGGCACCUGGGCGGUCAGACCGCUGAGUCGGGGCUGGAGGGACACACUACACUCACCGAGGCAAAUGGCACCACGGCACCAUGCUGUGACAAGGUCCCCAAGCCCACACGGAUCGCAUCUGCAUCCCUGUCUCCGUCUGCCUCUCCGGACAGCAUAGCCAGGCACCACUCCGUGCUGCUGUCCCAGGGCAGCUCCAAGAGGGUGCGGACGUCCUCCCUCGUCCUGCGCCCGGGCAAAUACGUGGCCAUUGACUGUGAGAUGGUGGGCACCGGUCCUCAGGGCAGGCUGAGCGAGCUGGCACGAUGCUCCGUGGUGAACUAUGAGGGGGAUGUCAUCUAUGACAAGUACAUCCGGCCCGAGCUCCCCAUUGUGGACUACCGGACGCGCUGGAGCGGCAUCACCAAGCGGCACAUGAAGAAUGCUAUUCCCUUUGCAGCUGCCCAGGCGGAGAUCCUGAAGAUCCUGAAAGACAAGAUUGUGGUAGGACACGCCAUCCACAAUGACUUCCAAGCCCUGAAGUACUUCCACCCGAAAGAAAGGACUCGAGACACCAGCCAGAGCCCUGUGCUGAAGAAGAGGGCAGGACUGCCUGUCAAAGCCAAUGUGUCCCUCAAGAACUUGGCCAUGCACUUGCUCCAUAAAAAGAUCCAGGUUGGCUGCAGAGGACACUCAUCGGUGGAGGAUGCUCAGACAGCCAUGGAGCUGUACAGACUGGUGGAGGUGCAGUGGGAGAAGGAGCUGGCACACAGCCUGCCCCCCCGGCCCCCCAGCCCUGUCACAGACCCUGCUGCAGACAGCAGCCAGUACCUGGAUGACCAGUACUGGCCCACAGACCUGAUGACAAGCAGCCUGUGAUGGGGGACAGCAUCUCCUCCGUGCGUUUUGGGCCAUCCUGCAGCCUUCAGCUGUUAAAGGUGGAGGUGACUGCUGACCUCCUCCCCUGGGGCUUGUGCCCACUACCCAGCCCUGUUCAGGGAUGAAGACAUAGUGACACCUGCACACAAGCAAUCUCCCGAAAAUGCUGUCUGCAGCCUUGAGCUGUCACGCAGAAAUAAGGGCUGUGACUGCUCCGUGUUCAUCUGUCACUUGAGGAUGAGCAGGGUCCUGUGUCAGCCUGGAGGAGCCUCUGGGCGUAUAAGGGGGGCUGCCAACAUCCUCCAUGCCUUCUGUGGGGUUGUCCUCUCAGACAGCAAGGGGCAAGUUUCCCUGUGGAGGGGCUGAGGUGUUUUGCUGAUGCCCAAAGGCUGCAAACUGAGCCAGUUUGCUCCUCACUUUCUUUCAUAGAACCAUAGAAUAUGCCAAGUUGGAAGGGAUCCACGAGGAUCAUUGUGUCCAACACCUGGCCCUGCACAGGACACCCAAAGAAUCCCACCACGUGCCUGAGAGCUUUGUCCAAAAACUCCUUGAAAUCAGACAUGCUUGGCGCUGUGAUCACUUCCCUGGGGAGCUUGUUCCAGGGCUCAGCUCCAGUUGUGUGCUGAAUAUUUUGUCCAGAAGGAUAUUGUGAGAGACAGUAUCAAAAUGUUUAAGUCCAAAAAGAUUUCACCACCUGGUGUCCCUUGAUCAGCUAGGUGGGUACCCUGUUGUAGGAGGAAAUCAGGUUGAGUGAGCAGGACUUUGCCCUCAUGGAGCCAUGCUGGUUGUGACCCAUGACUACAUUGUGCUCCUGGUGUUUUUCAGUACCUCCCAGAAAAAUACUUUCCGUGAUUUUGCCUGUCAGUGAAAGUGAGACUGACAGGCUGUAGUUUCCAGCACCCUUGCCCUUCAAAACUGGGGCAACAUUUGCCGGCUUUCAGUCAGCUGGGACCUCCCUGGAUUCCCAGACUGCUCAGAAGUAGUUGAGCAGCUCUGUAAUGACAUCAGCAGCUCUGAGGAUUCUUGGAUUAAUCCCAUCAGGCCCCAUAGAUUUGUAGGGAUCCAACUGCACAAUGAAGUUCUGAAGGAAGGUCUGUGUCUAAUCAGUGUCCUGAUCAGCCUGGACAAGAGCAUAGAAUGCACUUCAUUUUAAAUAAAUUAUUCACAUAAUUGUCCAAUUCUGAAUUAAAAACUCUUCUGGCU
Molecule: messenger RNA, 2427 nt
Organism: Poecile atricapillus (Black-capped chickadee)
Lineage: Eukaryota; Metazoa; Chordata; Aves; Passeriformes; Paridae
Gene: AEN
Product: apoptosis enhancing nuclease
Exons: 4
Coding region: 151-1224 (357 amino acids)
Cellular component (GO): nucleus
Molecular function (GO): nucleic acid binding; 3'-5'-RNA exonuclease activity
Source: RefSeq, a predicted model, not a curated record